Molecule: messenger RNA, 2466 nt
Organism: Pediculus humanus corporis (human body louse)
Lineage: Eukaryota; Metazoa; Arthropoda; Insecta; Psocodea; Pediculidae
Exons: 9
Coding region: 1-2466 (821 amino acids)
Biological process (GO): vesicle-mediated transport
Source: RefSeq, a predicted model, not a curated record
AUGUCUAAACAUUUUAAUAUUCUGGAGCAAAUGAUUAUUUUUGUAUACGAUACUGAUUAUUGUCAAACAGAAGCUGAUGAUCCACAGAAAGCUGUCCUGUUUUUUUAUCCCCAAUGGGUUAGCGAUCAACAGCGAUUAGCACUUUGCGGUCAAUUAAUGGGAGCUGCUCAUUUUUGCUCUACAAUAUUUUUCAAUCCAAAGAUUUUAACAUUGCAAUGUGGAAAAUUUAGUGUUGGCUCUGAUCAAACUCUUCCUGAAUGGAUAUUACAAGAAAGAUUCAACACUUUAGAAUUUCUUUUUCAAUUUUAUCAUAAAAGUUUUGAUUAUAUUUUUAAUUUAGCUAAUCGUGAUCAAGAAAUAUUUUCAAAAAAACUCAAUGAAAUUUUAGGAAUUUAUAUUCCAAUUCUCCAAUGUGUUGUUUGUGCUUUUGGAAAUGUAUAUAUUGUGCAAUGUCCGAAAAAAAAUAGUUCUGCAUUUUUAGAAGCAUUUCAGUUAUUAGAAGCAUGUUGUAAUUUUAAAGGGGUUAUAGGAGGUGUAAUUUUGCAUAACAAUAGAGUCAUUGCUACACAACUUGAUCCGAACAUAACAAAAUUAUUAGCACUGACUAAUAAAAUUAGGGCUAAAUCAUGUGCAGAAACAAUUCCAACAUCUUUUCAUUUACCAGAGGGUGUUGAACUUGUUAAAAUUUAUUUAAAUAAAAAUUUUUAUGAAUCUUUAAUUGGAGUAUCUAAUUUCAAAUGGGCUGUUUAUAAUGGAGUUCACAAGAAACUAUUACAAAAAACGACUAAAAUACAAAUGUCGAAUAAAGAUUCUCAUAAAAUAUUUACAGUGCAAGAAGAAGGAGAUGCGAAUAUGGAAAUUUCAAAUCAACCACAAACAAAUUAUAAAUUUUUUAACAAGGAAAAUAACCAAUUUAGAUUUCAUAAGUCUAAACCUAAAAUAGAAAAUAAAGUAUUAAAAGAAAGAUCUAAAAGUUUUGUGGGAGGUUUAAACAUGAAAGUAUGUUCCACGCCAACAGUUGAAAAAACAUUAAUCCAUGAUGAUUUAGUAUCAAUAUGUAAUAACAGUAUAAAUGAAUCGAAAGCUGCCAUUCCCCAAAGUUUAAUGCCAGAAAUUGUUCAAAAUGCAAUAUCUUCCAAAUUUAGAAAUAGAAUUUUAUCAUCGAAAAAAUAUUUUCAUAAUCAAUUUUUUAGAAUUAGUAUGGAUGAUUUGAUGAUGGAUUUUACCAAUAAGCGUUAUCCUACGCCCUUGAAAUAUUUUAAUUUCGGUUUACCAAAAUCAUAUAGAGAAGUUGGAAUGGAAACGGAUGAGAGAAAAAGUAGAUAUAAAAUAAGGAAAAAAAAUUUUUAUAAAACAAUAGCAGAUCCGAAAAAUCCCGUGUUUCGAUAUGACGGCGUAUCUUUAUCAAAAUCAUUGUACAAUACUUAUUUAGAUGAACAUUACAAAGAUUAUGCCGUGGCCAAUAUAACUAUUGAUUCAAGAGAGGAAUUUUUAAAAAGUAAACAACGCUUAGAAUAUGAAAAUAAAAAACCCAAGACUGAUCUCGUAUCAAAAACCAAUGGAAACAUCGUUGAAAAUAGGCUAAAUGAUAAUGAAUUAAAAAUAAAUAAUAAAGAAAAUCAUACUAAAAUACCCAUAGCGAGUAAAAAUGAAUUAACAAAAGUUAACCAAAAAGCAUUUAGAAGAUCUCUUUCUCUACCAUUGAAACCUCUUUCUUAUGGUGCAACAGAAAACAUGUCUCCUAACACUGGAUCAUCAAAAAAUAAAGUUUUAUUUAACAGAACACCAACAACUCCUUUAACUACUAAAUUAGGUCUUCUUACUUUUGGUGAUCAACCAUUAGAAUUAAAAACUUUGGCAACUCCCAACGAUAAUAAUUUUAUGAUAAAAAAUAUAUGUUCAAAUCAAAAUACUUGUGAUGACAUAAAUAAAAAAAAUGAAGUAAUUUCAACAAGUUUGUUUGUUUGCAGUCAACAAAAUAUGACCAUGAUGUUGAUAUUGGAUGAAGGCUUAGAAAAAAAUCCUGAUUUAAUUCAAUCACUAUGGGAAAUGAGUUCACCGUCAUUAAAAAAAGUUGAAUUUUUACAUAAUAAAAGUUCAGGGAAUUUAUCAAACGGAAGUAAUAACGGUAGUAUUUUUAAUAAUAAUAAUAAUUCACCGUACAGUUUUCUUCUGCUGGAUAAUUCUUGGGGUACAAUUCAAAGAUCUGGUACUUGGACGGAUGAAGAACUUAAAGUUGUCGGUUCAUUAAAUAAUGAUUUAAAUAAAUCAUCAAAUAUAACAGAAAUGAUUUUUAGAAACGAAGAGUCUGUAGUUUAUGGUUAUUGUUGCGGAGGAACAAAAAUUUUUUAUCAGCAAAGUGGUUGUGCCAGUGCUGGGCUUCCAACUCCCGCAGAUUUAAUGGGUGUUGUAAAUUUAAAGGCAAAAAGACAAUUAGAAAGAGAUAGAGAUGUUAUUAUUCUUUAA